This is a messenger RNA of Closterium sp. Yama58-4, 1995 nucleotides long. NCBI's taxonomy places the organism in Eukaryota, Viridiplantae, Streptophyta, Zygnematophyceae, Desmidiales, Closteriaceae. The record is from the annotation of a GenBank genome assembly.
AUGGAGCUAGAUUCGGCCGUCGCACUGAGUGCCACAUCAGCGGCACGUAACAGCGCAGCUCGCGCCGCCCCGCGCGCCGUGCACACCGGAGUGCGCUCGGUUCUCGAGGCGCCUCAAAUAUCGACUCUGUACACUAGCGGGAUGCGCUCGCACCACCGCGUUCCCCGCUGGAAUAGGUCCAUUCGUCUAACCCGGCGGCCACCGGCCUUAAUAGUAGCGCUACUCGUGGCCGUCGCUGUCUUGGGCAAUGGCAGCAGUCUUGGCAGUAGCAGCAACCUGCCGCGCGAGACGCCCUGCUGUUCCCCGUCCUCUCACUCUACUCUCGCGCCUCUCGCGCGUCUCGCUACUGACGCGCAUGACUCCAUUCACGCGAUUCAACGCUUCUCGCGUCGUCUUCUGCAAGAAUCGCCCGCCUCGUCCCCUGAUCAAUCGAGUAGCCCUCUACAGUCCCGCCCUCUUUUCAUAACGCUCAUUGCCGCGUGUGCUGCACUCAUCCUCGUUAUAGCCAGUAUCGGAUUCUGCAUGUGCUGCAGACAAGCAAGGAGAGCAGAGAGCAGCUUCGACGAGGCGUUUCUAGCAGACUACAUUGCCCGCUCCGCCCACCACUACGACCCCUUGCUCAAGCUUGGUUCGGGCCAAUUUGGAGACUCGUUCCCGUGCUCCGGACCAGAUGGCGAGCCUUGGCUUGUGGUUCGGGCCACCAUACCUGAUAAUUUGGCUGGUGCCACGUGGCUGCCUUGGACUGGCGCGGCUGCCAAGAAAAGAGCGUUCAACGAAGAGAUCAUCCGUUGCUCUGGUUUGUCGCAUCCCCAUCUGCUGCACCUGAUUGGCUGGAGCGACCAGCCCCUGGGGCAGGCGGGUGGCAGCAGGCGGCUGAGGCAAGUGGGGGAGAGCAUGAGGCAGUGGGCGCAGAUACUGUGGCGGAAGAGAGGCGCGCAGGAGCAGGGGGACGGUGGGGGGUCAGGGAGAGGAGAUGGUGUGGGAUCAGGGCGAGGCGAGCGUGCGGGGUCAGGGCGCGGAGAGGGUGAGGGGUCUGGGCGAGGCGAGGGCGAGGGUGAGGGUUCAGGGCGAGCAGAGGGUGAGGCGUCAGGGGAAGCAGGGAUGCAAGGCAGAGCAGUAGGGAUUGCGGGUGGAGAGGAGGGGGAGGAGAGAGGGAAGGCGGGUGAUCAAUCUGUUGCUUCGGACAGCGACUCGCAGUCCCCCCCACCGCUGGCCUUCUCCCAAAGAUUAGACUUAGCCACGGCAAUCGCAGAGGCACUGAGUUAUCUGCACACAGUCACGCAGCCCGCCCUGGUGCACCGCCUCGUGUCUUCCUCCUCUGUCUUCCUUGAAGUGCUGCCUGUGGCCCGGCUGGCGAAUCUCGGCAUUAUCAAGGGCCUACCCGGCUCUCCCUGCCUACUUCAGCAGUGCCACGUGGCAGCUCCUCAUAGGGACCCGGAUUGGUGGGAGCGCAUAUGGCCAACCCCCCGCACAGAUAUCUAUGGCCUGGGCAUUAUCAUGCUAGAGCUGCUCUCAGGCUGUCCAGCCACCACCACGGACCAAGCCACUGCCAGCACCAUAUCCUUUGACGUGCAACAGAUGUUAGACAGCAUAGCAACAGACGAUAUUGCUACGGUGCUGGACCCCUCCAUAGCCGCCCAGUCCAUGCCAAUUCGUCCCAUCCGCUCCUUCGCCCGCCUCGCCGCCCGCUGCGCCGCCCCUGCCGCCCGCUCUCGUCCCGACAUCAGCACAGUGGUAUCAGAGCUGCAGGGGAUCAGCCGCGCCAUGAUUCGACUCAGCAUGGCCCGCACCACCGCCCACAACUCCUUUGUUUCGCGAGCAGACUCGUGCCUUGACUCUCCAGAAGGCUCUGAAGAAGAUUCACCUGAAGAUUCAUCUGAAGGUUCACGUGAGGAGUUGCCCGAGGAUUCACAUGCCGGCUCGCCAGAGUUUCAAACACAAGAGCCAGUUGACCCAUCUUGGAAUGGCAGGGGGCAGUUUCAGAAGCUCGGGUGA